AUGAAACUCACCGUGAUCUUUCUCCACCUCUCUUCCCUCUUCCUCCUCGUCUCUUCGACGGACGGCGCCCCGGCAGUCCUCGACAUCGAAGGGAACGAGGUAAGGCGGGGGAUCACGUACUACGUCCUGCCCAAUAAUGGCACUGGCGGGGGACUCACAGCCAGUGGUCGCAACGCCACUUGUCCACUGUACGUGGGAAAGGCGAGCUCCGAGACGGACCCCGGUGUCGCCUUGAUCUUCUUCCCCCUCGAGCAGAGCAGCGACGCCCUGUCGGAGGCAUCGGACACGAACAUCGCCUUCUCUUCCUCCCCCCUGUGCGCGCAGUCGAUGGUGUGGAAGCUUCAGGGAGGCGUUAGCGAGGGCGCAAGCCGUGUUUAUGUGGGGUUGGACGGCACCUUGGGGAACCCUGGCGUGGCGACGGUAUCCAACUGGUUCAACGUAAGGAAGGCCGAGGAGGGAGGCUAUAAUCUCGUGUUCUGCCCAGGAGUGUGCGAGGUGUGCAGGGUCAUCUGUGGCGACCUGGGCCUCUUCGUGGAGGACGGGAAGACCUGGCUUGGUCUCAGGGGAUCCUCGUUCUCGGUCGUCUUCAAGAAGGUCUAG
This is a messenger RNA of Spirodela intermedia, 600 nucleotides long. The record is from the annotation of a GenBank genome assembly. Lineage: Eukaryota; Viridiplantae; Streptophyta; Magnoliopsida; Alismatales; Araceae.